Molecule: messenger RNA, 1976 nt
Organism: Phytophthora nicotianae INRA-310
Lineage: Eukaryota; Oomycota; Peronosporomycetes; Peronosporales; Peronosporaceae
Exons: 5
Coding region: 53-1273 (406 amino acids)
Source: RefSeq, a predicted model, not a curated record
AGCGGUAAGAGUCGCGUAACCGAUCCAUGUGGUUGUUGAAGUGGACGAGCUUAUGGGGAUCGAGGGCGAGGACGCGGCGGCGAAGGAGCUGCUGGAGCGCGCACGACGACUGUGUCUGGCUGCGAGGCAGUUUGAGCUGCCGGUGAUACUGGGUCUCAGGAGCGAUGUCAUCGAACGGGAAGAGAGCGAAAGAGCGACUCCAGAGGACGGAGAGGGCGAUCGAACACGUCCAAACAGCAGCAAACGCUCUCAACGGUCUUCGGACGAGAAGCUACCACCGAUUUAUAUUGCACUACCAACUGCUGCAUUGACUAAAAAGCACAAGAAAUCUGUCAACCAGAUCGAAGAUCAGGAUACAAAGCUAUUGGAGAGGGCUCGGCGACUUGGCGAGGAGAAAUCAAAGAUGGAGCGGGAGUUGAAGAAGGUCAAGCAAGCACAAGAGCGCGCACAGGCUCGAAUUGCAAGAAUGAAUCAAAUUGAGCAACAGCAGGCACGACAAACAGCCGAACAGCAGCAAUUUGCCGCGUGGAGUGCAGAGGAAUGUGCUGAGAAGAUAAAGAGAGCGCAGGAAAGUCGACGUCGGGCAAAGGAACGCAUUCGAAUGAAGCGUCAAGAGAAGAUGCCAGACGUAACACCACCAAACACUACGCCUGGGAAACUGAACGAGGCGAAAUCUUUCCACAAGAUGCCCAUUAAACGACGGCAAGUGGGUGGGCCGGAAAGGAAUGAAGAUAUUGAUGCGAAGCAGCAGCUUACUGAAAGAAAGCUCCGACAGGAAACAGCAGCGCGCUUGCGUCGAAUGAAGCAGUUAGCUGAUAGCCAAAAACGCCAAGAGCAGCAAGAGUUCGAGCAAAGUCUACAAAGGUAUAGAAACAAGCUAAGAGAGAUGGAUCGCGUUGCGAAGGCCUUGAUUAAGCAGCCGUCCCUACCUGACAUUAACGAGCCUACUCUUCUCGAGCCACAGGAGGCCAGCGAGGAGAGAGCACCAUUUUCAACGAAUUCCGGACGCUCCAGUCCAGUUCAAGAUGGAUUGGUGUCAACAACGUCAAGUGUAAACCAAGAGCGAGAACCAUCUUCGAAUACAGAUGAACUGAAUAAUGCACCCAGUCCAGAGAGUCGUCCUGAUGAAAUUGGGGCAUCGUCACCUCGAAUAACAGAAGCAAAUACUCGGCGAACGAAGACCAGAUGCAAGCUGCCAGCGUGGAAGCGACCACCGGUUCCUAUGCAACCUGUGAAGUGUUAUUCGUACAAAGCGAUUCUCCCGGUAGGCUAAGUGGCCAUCAAAAUCUUUGUACGUAGCUGAUUAUUCUAUUAUGUAUGUGGUUCUACAGCCGUACUCGCGGGCAUCACUGACAGCUCCAGGGCAUUCAAGAGCAGCUAUCUUGUAAUCUUCUGAAACGCGCAUUGGAUCACAUAAAAUGUCGCGGUAAUUCAAAUAAUCAUGAACGUGUAUUUUCAUUUGGCUGAUCGUGCAGCCUUGCGCUUUGCUUCCAGUUCUAACUGCGCUCUCUUAGUUUUGGAGUCGCCAUUUGGCGUGUAAUUGCGGUCGAGGAAGGUUUGCUUGUUGUUUUUCAUCGCGAUCUGCUUCUCAUACGGCAACUGCUUGACCGACUUGUUUAUCUUGAGUCGAUUAGUCGCUUCAGCCGCCAUCUGAGCGUAGAUUUGUUCCUGUCUUUCUGCUUGAGCACGCGAGGUUUCAGCCAUUCGGGAGAGUACGAUUGCGGAAGACCACACUUUGGACAAGCCUUCUUAUCCUGUUGCAAAAAUCACGAAAAGAAUCUUGGAAACCGUAUCAAAAAAAAAGAAAACAGACAAAUUCACGUACCAAACGUGCGUUAUAGUCAUUCUCGCCUCGACUUAAAUCAAGUUUCUACAAACCAUUAGCACGAAUGGUAAGCAAUUGUUAUACAAAUUUGAGCUCCAGAUUCCACACUUUUUGGCGAUUCCUUUCUGCCGCUUCCAUCCGAGAAAUAAAG